This is a messenger RNA of Platichthys flesus (European flounder), 3044 nucleotides long. Its product is annotated as sorting nexin-4-like. NCBI's taxonomy places the organism in Eukaryota, Metazoa, Chordata, Actinopteri, Pleuronectiformes, Pleuronectidae. The record is from RefSeq and is a predicted model, not a curated record. Gene Ontology annotation, biological process: protein transport. The coding region runs from base 20 to 1357 and encodes 445 amino acids. The transcript has 14 exons. Gene Ontology annotation, molecular function: phosphatidylinositol binding.
GUGGAGCAGACGGGAGGGGAUGAUGGCUGACUCUGCUGACUCCACUGACUCCGCUGUCUCCGGGACCAACGAAGUGGCUGUGAUCGGAAACACCGACCUGACUUCAUCUGAAUCGGAGAACAACCUCAUCAACACGAUGGUGGAACGAGGGACAGCCCUGUUGAGAAAAAUGGAGAUCAACGUGACGGAGGCAGAGAAGAGAACAGGGAAGAACACGGUGAACAUGCAGGAAACCUACACUGUCUACCUCAUAGAAACACGGCCAGCUGAAGCUUUCCCAGAGGGAGGACAACCGUCUGCACCUGAUUCUUUGUGGAGACGCUACAGUGAGUUUGAGCUGCUCAGAAAUUAUCUCCUGGUCACGUACCCAUUUGUCGUCGUCCCUCCACUGCCGGAGAAAAGGGCAGAGUUUGUUUGGCACAAGCUGUCAGCAGAUAACCUCGACCCGGACUUUGUUGAGCGACGGAGGGUCGGCCUGGAAAACUUCCUGUUGCGUGUUGCAUCACAUCGUGUCCUUUCCGAUGAUGAAAUCUUCAUCUGCUUUCUCACAGAGGAGAAGAAAUGGAAGGAUGCGGUUUUGGAGACGGGUUUCCAAGACAAGGCUGAUUCCAGACUCAAGUCUCUGAGUGCCAUGUUCAGAGUCAAGAACCCAGACCAGCAAUUCACAGCACUGAAACACUCCAGUGAUGAGCUGAACACAGUCAUCUCUCAGUUACUCAGGGUGCGGGCGAAAGUAGCAGACAGGCUAUACGGAGUCUACAAGGUCCACGGUAACUAUGGCAGAGUCUUCAGUGAGUGGAGUGCCAUAGAGAAAGAGAUGGGAGAUGGACUACAGAGUGCUGGUCACCACAUGGACACAUAUGCUACAUCAAUAGACGACAUUCUGGAGGAAGAAGAGCACUACGCAGACCAACUGAAAGAAUACCUCUUCUACACUGAUGCUGUCAGGUCAGUGUGUAAGAAACAGGACUUGAUCCAGUACGAGUUGGAGAUGGCAGCUCAGGACCUCGCCAAUAAGAAACAGCAGAGGGACGAGCUUAUCAACGGGACGGUACGAAUCUUUUCUUUGAAAGGAAUGACCAGUAAACUCUUUGGCCAGGACAGCCAGGAGCAGAGGGAGACCAAGUUGGCAGCCCUGGCGCAGAGUAUAAAUGAGGGGGAGGAGGCCGUCAUGGAGAAGAAUAAAGAAUGUCGAGAGUUUUGCAAAACAGCCUGGGCAGACAUCGAACUGUUCAAGGAGCAGAAGGACAGAGAUUUGCGUGAGGCACUAAUCAGCUAUGCCAUUAUGCAGAUCAGCAUGUGUAAGAAGGGAAUCCAGGUGUGGUCCAACGCCAAGGAGUGUUUCAAUAAAAUGUGAGCCACUUUCCCAGCCAAUCACAAUUGACACCAAAACAAUAGCCAAUCAGAUUGUACAGACUGGAGGUGCCAGCCAGUUGUUGUCCUGCCGUCUCAUGGAAAUGGACCAUGGAGCCCAAACAAUGCGCUAAAUUGAAGCUACUGAGAAUAAUUGUCUCCUUUUUCUCUUUCUUCCUCCCAGACACACAUGCACGCCCACAUUAAUUUAGAAAAAGAUAGCAAGUCUGAAUCGUUUAGUGAGUCCAUGCCUUUCCAAAUCCAAGUGUCUUAAUGGUACCACUGCUGAUUUGACUGUCGUGCUGCAGAUGACCAAAGUUUUCCAAAUUCGCCAUGAUUUACCAAGCUGACAGCAUGACCAGAGUCCUGAGUUGAUGAGGCCUGAUGGUUGUUUGGGGGGAAUCACUGCUCUUUGAAUCUCCGUUGUUAGCCCUUCUUUGAGUUGUUCUUUACUAUGAACAUAAGGGAUACUCAGUCAUGACAUUUAAGCCAGGGCUUCAUGUGACUCGUUUCAGAUUAAGUGCCUUAGAGAUAUUGAGACAAACUGUGGUGUUUUUUCUUACCAGUCAAACUGCAGUACGCUGUCGAGGGAAAAUAUUGGCAACGAAAUGGUGAAUGGAGAAAAAGUGGCCCCUAUUGACCAGCAUCUUGAUUACAUUGGAGCUAAUAUUGCAAUUAACUGUCCCCGUACUAAAGCUAUGGCUUUGCGAUAGCUCAGUAAUUCAUAAUAAUCUAUGUGCAUCUUUAGGCAGAGAUAUUUUGUAGCAACUGGUCCCCAGGAAUUAUCCUGAAUAAUGUUUCCAUUGAUUUCCUCGUUUUCUCUCGACCUACAGUAACUUUUAUUGUUUGAAUUUCUAUGUAGUAAAAUACGUCAUAAAAAUCAGCAAUCAAUUAAAUUGUAAAGCAAGGAAACAAAAAAAAACACCACUACACAUUCACAAAUACUUAUUUCCUUUUUCCAGAAUUAUAUUUUAUACGCUUUCAUGCAGAUGUCAAACUUAAUGUGGUUAUUGAUCGACCAAAGUGCUUAUGACCAAUGAUGUGCCUGUAUAGUGCAGAUCACAGGUGGGAAGCACGAGAGACUGUAGCUGUGGGUUGUUUGUUUUUUUGGAGGGAGGGGAUUUUAUUUUAUUUCAUGUUAUUUUAUUUGUGCCAAAAAGAAAAGAGCCAUGACGAAGUGUAGCCAGAAAAACCUCAGACUGUUUUUUGACUGAAGAUUAAAAGCAAAAAAAACACACGCAGAUCAAUGGCUGAAUCUUUUUUCUCUACCGUCGAUAGUCAAAGGUUUAAUACCAACAUCGGUUUUGUACAACAGGGGAGGAAUCGUUUGUUGUUGACCUUCUCUGCCUCACAUGUUUUUUUCAGAAUUUAACUCGCAAUAAAUAGACCUUCGUUGUGAUGACGUGGAAACUCUUUGGUAUUUUUAGGUUAACAGUCUGGCUUCAUUCAUAUGCUACAGAUUUACAAUACAUAUAAUACUUUUGCUUCAUUUACAAUCUAGAGUAAGAAAUGGAAAGAUCAAACAUCUGAAACUCAUACUGAGAUUAUUUUCCGUCUCUCAGUUUGCUGGAAUUAUCCUAAAUUGAGGCUUUAUGUGUGUUUUUGUAAUAAACAUGUUGAACGAGAGAUUGAUGUUUUCCUGUCUCUGUAUUCACUGUGCUAAUAAACACUAAUAAACGUAUUUCUUUUAA